Verticillium nonalfalfae is the source of this 1134-nucleotide messenger RNA. RefSeq lists its product as uncharacterized. Bases 1 to 1134 code for a protein of 377 amino acids. The transcript has a single exon. Lineage: Eukaryota; Fungi; Ascomycota; Sordariomycetes; Glomerellales; Plectosphaerellaceae. The record is from RefSeq and is a predicted model, not a curated record.
AUGGCACCGGCCCUGCACACUCUCGCGGCCGCCAUGCUGCGGCGUGCCGACGAGUCGUCGGAUGAGAAGAAGACGGACCCCCACAAGGGCACGACGGACGCCCACGACAUCAACAACACGGUCGUCUUUGUCGUCUUCGGCCUCAUCGGCGCCGCCUUUGUCUGCACCGGCAUCUGGUUCUUCUUCUGGGCCAAGAACGGCGGCUUCUACUUCAAGGAGAACGACUGGGACGACUACAAGACGACGGUGCUGCGCCGCCGCGGGCCCAACGGCACCCUCCUGACGGGCGCCACGCCCUCGACCAACCUCGGCGGCGGGUCCGUCUACAAGGACUUUGACGGCCAGCGCGGGGCCCGCGGCGGCGGCGGCGGCAGCGGGUACCGCGAUGACGAGCACGACGACGACGCGACGACGGCUCUGUCGGGCAUCACGGCCGGCGCCUCGGACAUCGCGGCGCGCGAGCGCCGCGAGAAGAAGCGCCGCGACAAGAGCAAGGAGAAGGAGCGGCGCCGCCGCGAGAAGGAGCACAAGAACGAGAAGAAGCACCACGACGAGAAGACGGAGUUUGUGCCCGCCGCGGGCCAGGCGCCGCUGGAGCUCGAGGAGGACGCCGAGCGCGAGGCCAAGCAGCACCUGCGCAGCUACCGCCACGAGCGGCCCGCCCGCGUCGGCGGCCUCAACGCCGCGUCCGAGGCCAGCGAGUGGGAUGGCAGCACGAACCCGGCCGACUCGACCGUCAGCUCGACCCUGCUGUCCAACACGACGCCGCCGCCGAGCAGCCGCAAGAAGGCCGGCGGCAUCCGAAAGGUGUACAGCACGGCCGACCGGACGGCCGACCGCGAGCAGGAGAGGAUCCGGGCCGAGGCGAGGAGGCUGGCCGAGCGGGGACGCGCGGCGGGCUCCGCGCGAAGGGACUUCAGCUACCAGCGCGCCGACAGCAACGUGUCCGAGAGCGACGUCGGUCUGCAGCGGGGCAGCCGCGUCGGUCUCAUUCGCGAGGAGAGCGAGAGCGACAUGGGCACGAGGAGCUACCGCAACGGCAUUCCCGUGCCCAACAGCCCCAGCGCCGUCGGCAGCGACUAUGCCGAGGAGAAGCGCAGGAACAGGCGCGCCGGGUACCGUCGCGAGAGAUAG